AUGGAGUAAUAGGUUAAUUGCUUUAAUAAUCUGGAAGAUUUAAUGAAAUCGAACUUGAAAACUCUAACUCUUAUUGACUUACAGUUAAAAAAUUGUACUCUUAGUAAUGAAUAAAUUACUUAGCUUAAUACUUCUUUAGUAUAAUGCCAAAAAUUAGAAUCUUUGAUAUUAAAUCUUAAUAAAGAAAAUAUUUCUGAUGAUUAGAUAUGUUAAAUAUUUGCUGAAUACUCUUACUUAAAGGAUUUAAUUGAAACUAAUAAUAUUAGUAAUGAUUAAAUAUAUGCCCAAAUUUUGUCUUUCAAGAAUAUCUUUAACUUAGAACUUAAAGCUUGUAAAGAACCUAGAUUAAAUGAAAUUUAAGCUUAAGGAAAUAUUCUAUUAGAAGAAACUAUGAGCAAUCUAACUAAUCUCAAAAGUUUGCAGCUAAAUUUAGAUGGAAAUUAAAUUGAAGAUGGAGAUGCAAUUUAGAUUUAGAAAGUAUUACAUAAAUGCAAAGCACUUACUAACUUAAAUUUGUAGCUUUGGAAUAAUAAAAUAGGUGAUAGAUAAAUAGAGAGUAUAGCUGAAGGUAUUAAUAUUUGUGCUAAUCUGACAACCUUAACUUUAAACGCAUCAGCAAAUUUAUUUGGAAAUGAAGGUGCGUUUUCAAUUAGUAAAGCAUUAGGUGGUUGUUGUAGAAUGUUGAAUCAUCUAGAUAUUAACCUCUCCAAAAAUUAAAUUGGAGAUGAAGGAGUAUCUGCUAUUUGCAUUGUACUAGGUAGCUGUAGAUUACUUAUGAAUCUAAAAUUUGAGUUUUGUAACAGUUAAAUUGGAGAUGAAGGAGCAUAUUCUUUUGGGAAAGCAUUAAGUAGCUGUAAGUCACUUAUUAAUUUAAAAAUUUCGCUUAGGGAAAAUAAAAUCGGUGACAAAGGAGCAUAAAAUAUUGGAUUAGGUUUAAGUAACUGCACUCAACUUACCAGUUUAGCUUUUGACAUAGCCCUAAAUUAAAUUGGGGAUGAAGGAGCUUUUACUAUCGGUACAGCACUUGGUAACUGCAAAUUCCUAACUAACCUCAACUUUUAGAUUUGGAAAAAUAAAAUUGGUGAUAAAGGAGCAUAAAAUAUUGGGUUAGGCUUGAGUAACUGCACUUAACUUACAAGUUUAGCAUUUAGCAUAGCUUAAAAUUAAAUUGCGGAUUAUGGAGCUUCUUCUAUUGGUAAAGCAUUUGGUAACUUCAAAUUCCUUACUAAUCUCAACUUUUAGAUUUGGGAUAAUAAAAUUGGUGGUGAGGGAGCAUAUAAUAUUGGAUUAGGCUUGAUUAAUUGCUCUCAACUUACAAAUUUAACAUUCGGCAUAAAUAAUAAUUCUAUUGGGGAUAACGGAGCUUCUAGUAUCGGUAGAGCACUUGGUAACUGCAAAUUCCUAACUAAUUUAUACUUUUCGAUUUGGAAUAAUAAAAUCUGUGAUGAAGGAGCAUAAAAUAUUGGAUUAGGCUUGAGUAACUGCACUUAACUUACAAAUUUAGUAUUUGACAUAUCUGAUAAUUAAAUUGGGGAUGAUGGAGCUUCUAGUAUCGGUAGAGCACUUGGUAAUUGUAAAUUCCUAACCAAUCUCACCUUUUCGAUUUGGAAUAAUAAAAUCUGUGAUGAAGGAGCAUAAAAUAUUGGAUUAGGCUUGAGUAACUGCACUUAACUUACAAAUUUAGUAUUUGCCAUAUCUGAAAAUUAAAUUGGGGAUUAUGGAGCUUCUAGUAUCGGUAGAGCACUUGGUAACUGCAAAUUCCUAACUAAUUUAUACUUUUCGAUUUGGAAUAAUAAAAUCUGUGAUGAAGGAGCAUAAAAUAUUGGAUUAGGCUUGAGUAACUGCACUUAACUUACAAAUUUAGUAUUUGACAUAUCUAAAAAUUAAAUUGGGGAUGAUGGAGCUUCUAGUAUCGGUAGAGCACUUGGUAAUUGUAAAUUCCUAACCAAUCUCACCUUUUCGAUUUGGAAUAAUAAAAUCUGUGAUGAAGGAGCAUAAAAUAUUGGAUUAGGCUUGAGUAACUGCACUUAACUUACAAAUUUAGUAUUUGACAUAUCUAAAAAUUAAAUUGGGGAUGAUGGAGCUUCUAGUAUCGGUAGAGCACUUGGUAAUUGCAAAUUCCUAACUAAUUUAUAGUUUUUGAUUUGGAAUAAUAAAAUCUGUGAUGAAGGAGCAUAAAAUAUUGGAUUAGGCUUGAGUAACUGCACUUAACUUACAAAUUUAGUAUUUGACAUAUCUCAAAAUUAAAUUGGGGAUGAUGGAGCUUCUAGUAUCGGUAGAGCACUUGGUAAUUGCAAAUUCCUAACUAAUCUCGCCUUUUCGAUUUGGAAUAACAAAAUCGGUGAUGAAGGAGCAUAAAAUAUUGGAUUAGGCUUGAGUAACUGCACUUAACUUACAAAUUUAGUAUUUAUCAUAUCUAAAAAUUAAAUUGGGGAUGAUGGAGCUUCUAGUAUUGGUAGAGCACUUGGUAACUACAAAUUCCUAACUAAUCUCUAAUUUUCGAUUUUUUAAAAUAAAAUUAGUGAUAAAGGAUUAUAAAAUAUUGCAUUAGAACUAAGUAACUGUACUUAACUUACAUAGUUAUUUCUUAAAUUAGAAAAAUAUGAUAAGUUUCUAAAAUCCAGUCAAAUAAUCAAUUGUAAAAAUAUAAAGUUAUUAAAAUUGAUUAGAUAUGAAAACACAGAAAAUAAAAGAUUAGCUUAGAAAAUAAAAAGAUUAGUUAAAUUAAUUAUAGAUUGA
Tetrahymena thermophila SB210 is the source of this 2739-nucleotide messenger RNA. RefSeq names its product translation initiation factor eIF-5A family protein. Gene Ontology annotation, biological process: activation of GTPase activity; nucleocytoplasmic transport. Gene Ontology annotation, cellular component: nucleus; perinuclear region of cytoplasm; cytosol. Gene Ontology annotation, molecular function: small GTPase binding; GTPase activator activity. The transcript is spliced from 32 exons. NCBI's taxonomy places the organism in Eukaryota, Ciliophora, Oligohymenophorea, Hymenostomatida, Tetrahymenidae. The record is from RefSeq and is a predicted model, not a curated record.